Molecule: messenger RNA, 1389 nt
Organism: Cokeromyces recurvatus
Lineage: Eukaryota; Fungi; Mucoromycota; Mucoromycetes; Mucorales; Mucoraceae
Exons: 4
Coding region: 1-1389 (462 amino acids)
Biological process (GO): carbohydrate metabolic process
Cellular component (GO): membrane
Molecular function (GO): chitin deacetylase activity
Source: RefSeq, a predicted model, not a curated record
AUGACAUUACUAAAACUAGCCACAUAUUUCCUUUUGCUCAUUUAUCCAUUAAGAAAAGUUUCUGCCAAUGAACCGACUAGCGCCUCGAAUUUUGUAAUAGCUGCAAGUCAAGCUAAUACUGCUGAAUUUAUUCAAAAAUCUCCUAUUUGGCUAUCCAGUGUGAAAGGACCCAAAAAUAGUAAUCAAGUAGUUAAAUCAUUUCCUCUCGAUUCCGACAUUAAAGCUGGUCCCUUAUCUGUUAAUCAAAAUAUUUUGAAUGUCAAUUUAUAUCCUGAGGUGAAUAAACAGCCUUCACCUAAUCAUCCUGAGAUAGAGGACGUAAUAAAGCAAUUAGAUUUUACAAAAAUUCCAAAUAUUGAGCCGCGCAAAGUAAAAGAUUGGGUAGUAGACAUAAAAGGUUAUGACCUCUCUAAAGAUCCUGAUUGUUGGUGGUCAUCUUCACUUUGUAAAAAGCCUAAACUUAGCUAUCUUCCUGAUGAUAUCUAUGUCUGUCCUCAGAAAGGCGAUUGGGGGCUCAAUUACGAUGAUGGGCCCUAUCGUCUCCCUUGGCCUAGAUCUGAACAAGAUAAAAUAUAUGAUCAACCAAGAUUUUACAACUUUUUAGUUAAAAAUAGGAAACAAAAGGCUACAUUGUUUUUUGUGGGAUCAAAUGUAAUUAAAUUCCCUGAAGCAGCGCAAAGGGCUUUAAAUGAUGGGCAUACAAUUUGUAUCCAUACCUGGUCCCAUCCUCAAAUGACAACUCUUACAAAUCAGGAAAUUGUUGCCCAAUUAUAUUGGACGCAAAAGGCGAUUAAAGAAACUUUAGGCAUUACUCCCAAGUGCUGGCGGCCUCCUUAUGGCGAUGUAGAUGACCGUGUACGUGCUAUUGCAUGGCAAAUGGGAAUGAGGACCUUCCUUUGGGAUCAGGAUUCAAACGACUGGAGUUUAGCCAAUAAUAAUGAUAUAAGCCAUCUUAAGACCGAAGCAAUUGAUAGAUACUUUGAUCAAUGGAUACAAGAUCGUAUAGCCGGGAAUGAUACUGACCAUGGACAUGUUACCUUGCAACACGAGAACAGUAAAGCCACAAUUUUGAUGUCAGAAAAAUGGUUACCAAAGAUUCAAGCUCACUUUAGAGUCAUGCCAAUCCACCAAUGUAUCAAUGAUCCUCAUCCAUACUGGGAAGAAUUCUGGAUUUAUCCUACACUUGAUAAUCCUAACCCUUCAAAUUCCAAAGGACUUGCUACUGGCAAUAGUAUUUCAAGUGAGGAUAUCAGUAAUUAUGUAGAUGGAAAACAGCUGAGUAAUUCCGCAGCUAACAUUGAAUAUUAUAUAAGCGAUCGUCAUUAUACAAUAUUUGCUCUGAAGACUCUCUUUUUGAUGGCCAUAAUUACUCUUCAUUUAUAUAUAUAA